This is a messenger RNA of Silurus meridionalis, 5144 nucleotides long. It is a transcript of the gene bmpr2a, whose product is annotated as bone morphogenetic protein receptor, type II a (serine/threonine kinase). Gene Ontology annotation, molecular function: transforming growth factor beta receptor activity; ATP binding. The coding region runs from base 753 to 3794 and encodes 1013 amino acids. Lineage: Eukaryota; Metazoa; Chordata; Actinopteri; Siluriformes; Siluridae. Gene Ontology annotation, cellular component: signaling receptor complex; plasma membrane. The transcript is spliced from 13 exons. The record is from RefSeq and is a predicted model, not a curated record. Gene Ontology annotation, biological process: BMP signaling pathway; cellular response to growth factor stimulus; protein phosphorylation.
CCGCCCUGCUGUAAUAUGCACUGCGUGAACAAUCGGCUCUCUGGAGACUCUCCGGGAUGAUCGAGGCGUUUCCAGCCGCCGUCUGGACUCCGGAUCAGCCGACAGCGCCCAGGCUCGUUCCUCCGCUCCGCAGCUCCAGGCGUUCCGAGGACAUGGAGUGCGAGCGCGACGCAAACAUGUAGCGCUUUACCGCCUUCAAUCUCCAACUAAACAACCAGGAUGAAGCAGGCGGCCAGGAUGAAGAUCAGCCCCGUGUCUGCAAAGGAACCUCGCUCUGGUUUUUAAUCAAUCUGACUCUUUCUUUACAAGCGGAGACGUUUUCUUUUUUUCUUUCUUAAAAAAGAAGUGGGGAUGAAGAAGGUGGAUUCUGGAUUGUGGAAAUCCUUUCCGGAUACUCGGAUCUCUUUCACUUUAUAUCCAAAUCAAUUGUCGGGAACAAAAGCAAAGGACAAAGUUGUUUUUUUGUAUCGUUUUUCUUGAAAGAAUUACACCUCCAUGUGAUUUUCUGGAUUUUUUUUGGAUUCAUAAAAAACCUGCAUCAUAUUUGCUGUCAUUUUUUUGUGGCCCGUUAUUUAAACUUGGGCUUCACUUCAUAUGAUCCCUUUUAAUUAAUACAUAACAGCUCACAAUUAACAGACUUUUUUAUUAUUCUUUUCAAUACGGAUUUAUUACAUUCUGCCUUUCCGACAUUUUAUUCUUUACAGUAAAAAGAAUUAUACAUCCUGAACUUUUCUUUAAAAAAAAAGUAUUAUAUGAAGAUGGAUAAAAAACAGUCAGGAGAGAUGACAGUCCUCCAUGUGGGCCUUUUUGCUUUGGUUCUGCUCAGUCCUGUUACUGCGGCUCAGACUGAGGAAAGGGAGUGUGCAUAUGCCGAGCAGCAGGAUCUCUCCAAGCGCAUCGAUGGAGGAGGAGAGGGACGUGUCUUCCUGGAAAACAACACCAUUCGCUGCAGCCAGAGUAGGCGGUGCUACGGGCUGUGGGAGAAAAAGCAGAACGGAGUGCAUCUGGUCAAACAAGGUUGCUGGGGUUCUCAGGGUGACCAGCGGAUGUGCCAUGAUGAUCGUUGCCAGGUGACCGAGCCUCCCUCUCCAAUCCAAAAUGGCAUCUACCGUUUCUGCUGUUGUAGCAAAGACAUGUGCAACCUGAACUUCACUGAGGACUUUCCUCCACCCAGAUCCACUGCUGAACCUCAAGUCUGUGAGUUCACUUGCCAUUUCUAUCGAGAGGAGGCCAUCUUGAUUGCCUUGGCAACCGUCUCUAUGGUAGCCAUCCUGAUUGUGCUGGUCUUUUUUUGCCUCCGUGUACUGAGAGGACGUGCUAAACAGAGUCUCCACAACCUGAACAUGUUAGAGGCUGCUUUCUCUCCUCCAUCGCUGGACCUGGACAGUCUGAAGCUCCUGGAGCUCAUCGGGCGUGGUCGGUACGGGUCGGUGUACCGCGGCUCCUUGGACGAACGUUCUGUGGCGGUCAAAGUCUUCUCUAGUGUCAAUCGUCAGCCGUUCGUUAACGAGCGCUCCAUUUACCGCCUCUUGCUGAACCACGACAACAUCACACACUUCCUGGAGACGGAGGAACGAGUCGGGAGCGACGGACAGCUCGAGUACCUGCUGAUCAUGGAUUUCUACCCGCAUGGUUCUCUCUGCACGUAUCUGAGUUCGAGGACAAUGGACUGGAUGAGCUGCUGCCGUCUGGUCGUCUCCGUCACCAGAGGCCUGGCUUACCUUCACACAGAGCUGGUGAGAGGAGACGUCUACAAGCCUGCCGUCUCCCACAGGGACCUGAACAGCAGGAACGUGUUGGUGAAACCAGACGGCUGCUGUGUGAUCAGUGAUUUUGGCUUGUCCAUGGCUUUGACAGAAAAGAGACAGUCAGGCCAUGCAGAGGAAGAAAACACGGCCAUCAGUGAGGCGGGCACGGUGCGGUACAUGGCGCCGGAGGUCCUGGAACGAGCUGUGAAUCUUCGAGACUGUGAAGCUGCACUAAAACAAGUGGACGUUUAUGCCCUCGGUCUGCUGUACUGGGAAUGCUUCAUGCGCUGUGCCGAUCUAUUCCCAGGUGAAACGGUGCCCACGUUUCAGCUGGCCUUCCAGACUGAGGUGGGGAAUCGUCCGACCAUAGAGGAAAUGCAGGUGUUGGUGUCCCGACAUAAACAGAGACCCAAAUUUCCAGAAGCUUGGAAGGAGAACAGUCUGGCCGUGCGCUCUUUGAAGGAGACGAUGGAGGACUGCUGGGAUCAGGACGCAGAAGCUCGACUCACAGCUCAGUGUGCGGAGGAGCGACUGGCUGAACUGCUUGUCCUCUGGGAAAGAGAAAAAUCCACAAGUCCUGCUGUAAACAUCAGCACAGCUCUGCAUAAUCACAGGAACUUGUCACAUGGAAAUCAAGCACCAAAGACCGGCUCCUACCCAGAAACCUCGUCUUCAGUUACUAUUGAGGAGCGAGAGGGCAGAGCUAAACCUCCUCAAAGUGAUGCAUCUACAGAAUCUGCGCUGAUGGGAGGAGCUGCAGAGAAGAACAGGAACUGCAUCAACUUCGAGCGACAGCAGGCCCAGUCUGGGAUGUCAGGGCUAGACAGUGCCACGCCCGUCCCACUCUCUAAACCCCUCCCUGUGGUGGGCGGCGGACGGCCCACUCACACCCAGCUUACACAGGAAGACCUCGAGACCCCUAAACUCGACCUGAGUGAGGUGCAGCGGAACUUGCGCGAGAGUUCCGACGAGAGCCUAAUGGAGCACUCGCAAAAACAGUUCAGCUCCAGUGAAACAACGCGCUCACAUAGCCCCUUCUACCCACUCACGGACAUGACUGCUGACAUCACAGUAUCGCAGGUUCCCGUGCCCACGUCUGUCCUGCCCAAGCAGCAAAAUGUCCCAAAGAGACCCAGCAGUCUGAGUCUACACUCUAAACCUGCCACGGCUUCGUCUCUCAGGAUGAAGUUCGGCAAGCUGAGCAAAAGCAAUCUGAAGAAAGCUGACGUGGGUGUGGCCAGAACGAAAUCCGCCCCUGAGCCGCACCUGGUUAAGGUCGUCGCCAACAACGCUGUUUCGUCAAUAAUGGCGAAUUUAAAUACGCAGGGGCCAUUAGGGGGCGCCGUGAGCUCUGCUGAAUCUCAGGGUAAAGAUGGUGCGAGCUCGGAUGAAAUGAGCUUCGGAAUCCUGACUGCCAGUCCGGACGAACAGGAACCACUGCUGAGGAGAGACACACAACUGGAAAACAACACCAACAACAACAACAGCAAUAACAAUGGCGGAGAUGGCGAGGGAGACGGAGAGAGUGAGGGCGGAACAGGAGAGGGAGGAGAAACCGGAGAGAACGCUGCACUAGUCGGAGAGACCUCUAUGUCUGUAACAGAAGCUCCUGUGCCACCGCCUCCUUCACGCCCACCUGCCCCACCCAUGACCACACCUGAGCCCACUCCUGUGACCCUGACACAGGGAGAGGCACUGCUCAGGCAGAACCGUGGACGUAGACCAGAGAGACCAAACUCGCUUGACCUGUCCAUCACCACACUUCCCUUACUGGGAGGCCACUCAGACUGCGACGGGAACGAGGGAUCAGGAGACAAGAUUAAAAAACGAGUGAAGACCCCCUACGCCCUAAAGAAGUGGCGUCCAGCGACUUGGGUCAUCACUACGGAUACGCUGGAUGCCGAAGUGAACAACAAUAAGUGUCCCGGAGGCCAGAACCACAACGCAGGACCCAGCAGGGCCAGAUCGACCUCCGCGGUUUACCUGCGAGGCCGAGGGGGUAUGGGCUCCAGCUUCACCACUGACCCCAAUGACUGCACCUUUUAAAGCUCGGAUUUCCCUCAGAGACCCUUCUUAGAUUCGAUCCGUGCUCGAUCCAGAACCUGAAGCUAGAGUCCAGUGGAGACUGCACUUGGACUUGGGAAAGAAUUUUAUUUGUGGGAAUAAGCACAGCUGUGUACCUGUUCAGUGUUACUGUUUUAUCUCAUAUCUCUGGUGUGUGUCUGUGUAGGGGUUUUUCUUCUUUUGCACUUGAACCCGAGGGCUGAUUUACUCUUCUGCAUCCAACUUCAUAUUUACAUAUGAUAUAGAUGUGUACACUAGGGGGCAGUGUUGCAUGUACACCGUCAGAACGUUGUACAGUGACCUGAACAGAGUUUGGAGAAAACCAGGAAUACUUUGACUCCACAGAGGUGCCAACAUUAAUGGUUCAGCUCUUGUUUUUAUAAAUAGGCGACAUGGGGGUCACCUGAAUAUAACGCUAUUGAAAUAAAAAGCAGUGGAACGCAAAAGAUGCAAGCGACUAUUUCAUCAUCUGAGGUUUGAGCGUUAAUAUGGUCAGGUGAUUCCUUGCUAAAAACAACUUUGCUGUAGUUUAUAAAUCAUUUUUGAGAUACUGGAGCACAAUAUUUAUAACCCAUCUCAUUAUUAAAUCCUAGCAAAUGCCAGAAGGGACCUUCUGCCAAUUUAAAACUUGUCCUUCACUCAUAUUAAUUUGUGCAUGUGGAAGUGAUUUUCAGGUUUGGUAAAUCACUUGGUUGCAUGUGAUGAAUUCAUUCCUUUAAAGCUUGUUAGUUUAGCAGCUCUAUGGCGAUACUGGAGACAGAUGAAUAUAUUCCCCUGUCGAAAAAAAAAGCAGUGGGACGCAUAAAUCGCUUUCAUAGGAAAACAGUUGGACUCUUUAUUAGUCUGUGAGCCAAUAGAAAACAAGUAGGCAAAGCUUUAAGCUAGUUUUUCAUCUGAAAAAAAAAAUAUAUAUAUAUAUAUAUUCGUAGUACGCAGCACUGGACUGAACUGGAAUUUUACAUCUUAGUUUUCGUACUGGAAAAGACUCAGCACAUUACGCCAGGGUUUUAUGAUCGACAUCUGUUUUUUUUUGUCUCCUGCGAUGUUGGCAGCUCUUUGGAGUCCAUUAUAAUGUAACACCUCACUGCAUUGGUAAUGCAACAUUUUGUUUAUUGUACCUGGUCUCAUAUUUUAUAUCAUCGUCACCAGAUACACUUCCAUACACACAUCUUUCACAGGAAGUAUAAAUCAGUCCCGACAAUCGUACAAUUCCUCUUUGACCAUGAUAUAAUUAGGGUCACUAAACGAUAGAAAACGACGGAGAGAUGAGAGCAUUGUUGUAACGUUUUUUAAAAUUGUUGUAACCAAUAUAUAAAAGAGCACAUUAUGGUA